Molecule: messenger RNA, 1685 nt
Organism: Aspergillus sclerotioniger CBS 115572
Lineage: Eukaryota; Fungi; Ascomycota; Eurotiomycetes; Eurotiales; Aspergillaceae
Gene: cbhB
Product: putative 1,4-beta-D-glucan-cellobiohydrolyase
Exons: 1
Coding region: 64-1662 (532 amino acids)
Biological process (GO): carbohydrate metabolic process
Cellular component (GO): extracellular region
Molecular function (GO): cellulose binding; hydrolase activity, hydrolyzing O-glycosyl compounds
Source: RefSeq, a predicted model, not a curated record
CUGCUCAUCACACAGCACAUCAUCUUCGGCCAACAGCACAGCGCAGCAACAGGGCAGAACAGCAUGUCUUCCUUCCAUGUCUACCGGGCAGCUCUGCUGCUCUCCAUCCUCGCCACCAGCCAGGCUCAGCAGGUCGGCACCUACCAGACCGAGACGCACCCGUCUCUGACCUGGCAGACCUGUACCAGCAGUGGCUGCACCACCAACGACGGUGAGGUCGUCAUUGACGCCAAUUGGCGUUGGGUCCACGAGACCAGCGGCUACACCAACUGCUACACCGGCAACACCUGGGAUGCUUCCAUCUGUCCGGAUGAUGAGACCUGCGCCGAGAACUGCGCACUCGAGGGCGCCUCUUACUCGUCGACCUACGGCGUGACCACGAGCGGCGACGAGCUGCGUCUGAACUUUGUCACCACGUCCUCGAGCAAGAACAUCGGGUCUCGUCUGUACCUCAUGAGCGACGAUAGCAACUAUGAGCUGUUCAAGCUCCUCAACCAGGAGUUCACCUUUGACGUGGAUGUCUCCAACCUCCCUUGUGGCCUCAACGGUGCUCUGUACUUUGUCGCCAUGGACGCCGACGGCGGCACCUCCAAGUACUCGGGCAACAAGGCCGGUGCCAAAUACGGUACCGGAUACUGUGACUCGCAGUGUCCGCGAGACUUGAAGUUCAUCGAUGGCGAAGCCAACUGCGACGGCUGGGUGUCGUCCACCAACAACGUCAACACUGGCGUGGGCGACCACGGCUCCUGCUGCGCUGAAAUGGACAUCUGGGAAGCGAACAGUAUCUCGACUGCGUUCACCGCGCACCCCUGCGAUACCCCAGGUCAGGUCAUGUGCGAUGGUGAUGAAUGUGGCGGGACCUACAGCUCCACGUCUGACCGCUACAGCGGCACUUGCGAUCCUGACGGCUGUGACUUUAACACGUACCGUCUGGGCAACACCAGCUUCUACGGCCCGGGUCUGACCGUUGACACCAACAGCCCUUUCACCGUGGUGACGCAGUUCAUCACCGACGACGGUACCUCGUCCGGCACGCUGACUGAGAUCCGGCGGUUGUACGUGCAGAACGGCGAGGUUAUUGCCAACGGCGCGUCAACCUACUCCAGCGCGAGCGGAAACUCCAUCACGUCUUCCUUCUGUGACGCGGAGAAGACGCUGUUCGGCGACGACAACGUGUUUGACACGCACGGUGGACUCGAGGGCAUGAGCGCCGCCAUGGCGCAGGGCAUGGUUUUGGUCCUGAGUCUGUGGGACGACUAUGCCGCCGACAUGCUAUGGCUGGACAGUAACUACCCGACCAACAAGUCGUCCACCACUCCCGGAGUGGCCCGGGGUACUUGCAGCGUCGACUCUGGUGUUCCGUCUGAUGUGGAGGCGGAGUACCCCAAUGCGUAUGUCACGUACUCGAACAUCAAGGUUGGACCGCUUGGGUCGACCUACUCGAGCGGGUCUGGAUCGAGCUCGAGCUCAGGUUCCACCACAACUACGGCCAAGGCGACUUCGACUACUAGCAAGGCCACCUCGACUACCACCAGUGGAAGUUCGACCUCGGUGGCGUCGGCGUAUGCCCAGUGUGGCGGACAGGGAUGGACUGGAGCCACUCAGUGUGCGAGUGGAUACACCUGCACUUAUGAGAAUGCGUACUACUCGCAGUGUUUGUAAUUGCAGAGAGCAAUAUAGGAAGA